Messenger RNA from Nelumbo nucifera (sacred lotus), 949 nucleotides. Its product is annotated as transcription/mRNA export factor. Gene Ontology annotation, biological process: mRNA export from nucleus; positive regulation of DNA-templated transcription. Gene Ontology annotation, cellular component: nuclear pore; SAGA complex. Gene Ontology annotation, molecular function: transcription coactivator activity. The record is from RefSeq and is a predicted model, not a curated record. NCBI's taxonomy places the organism in Eukaryota, Viridiplantae, Streptophyta, Magnoliopsida, Proteales, Nelumbonaceae.
AGAGACUGGAAAGUCGGUGCACAGAGCCCUUUCUUUUUCUUUUCCCCCUCAUCUACUUAAAGCAUUUUUUCUCCCGAAUUUCCCGCAAACAGAGAAGCUCAUUUCAAUUUGCCAUUCAAAGAAAACAGGAAGAGCGAGAGAAACAUGAGGCCUUCAAUCAAUCGUCCCCCAACUCCAGAAGCAGAGGAAGAUCAAGAAAAAGAGCCUACCCUUCAAGAAAUCAUUAACAUCAAGUUGAUUGAGAGUGGAGAAAAAGAACGACUGAAAGAGCUUUUGAGGGAAAGACUUACAGAAUGUGGCUGGAGGGACGAAAUGAAAGCCUUGUGCAGGGCAUUUACCAGGAAAAAGGGAAGGAACAAUGUUACUGUAGAUGACCUUGUGCAUGUGAUAACUCCAAAAGGCCGAGCCUCAGUUCCUGAUUCUGUAAAGGCAGAAUUGUUACAACGCAUACGGACUUUUCUCGUGUCAGCCGCUCUUUGAUUCAACAGGCAUAUUCUCUGCAACUGCAAAAACUCCACUCGAGCUUCAUAAUUUUCUUCUAAGAUGUGCUUCUAUGCUCUACGGCUGGGAAGGUGUUUGAAGUCUUGCAAUGUCAGUCCUGUUUAAAGUCUUGACGGAACCUGGCUGUCGUUUAGAAUUACCCUUCUGCUUGGGUGAACUGUCUGUUGUAUGCUUCAGGUAAUGACAGUAUAGCAUACAUGAGAAAGGAAACAAAUGCCUUGCUGCAGAAGCUUCAAAGAACUGAUGUUGUAUUUACUUUAGGGCUUAAAUGAUUGGGGUUUAGUUGUAUUGCUCUGAUCUUUGUGUCUUACUUCAUGGUUAUAAUCUUGGAUGUGUGGUCCAAUUUGGCUUUUGGCCCAUCCAUGGUCCAUACAGUCCGAUCUUUGGGUCACCUGUAUCUUGGUCACGUUAAACUAAUGAAUCUUUAUCAGUCUUGGUCAGUAGGUCA